This is a messenger RNA of Protopolystoma xenopodis, 301 nucleotides long. The record is from the annotation of a GenBank genome assembly. Lineage: Eukaryota; Metazoa; Platyhelminthes; Monogenea; Polystomatidea; Polystomatidae.
UAGCCAUUAUAACAAACCUUGCAGAAAAGCGGUCGAGGAGAUUUCUGUCACCGAACUUUCUGCUAGCGAAAUUCCGGAACCCGUUCCACAGGAUUCGAUACUGGAUACAUUUACAACACAGCAGAAUCCACUGCCCCUUCUUAAAAGCAUGGACCCACCGGACCCGCCGGUGGACAGACUUGCCCUGUUACGGUCUCUCCGCGAGCCGGUUGCCGCCAAAGUGAAAUACAAAACAGCCCUAUACGAAAGAGCGAAGCGUCGAUUGGAGGAUUGUCUGACAGUAGGUAAUAAGGUGAGCUGA